Molecule: messenger RNA, 486 nt
Organism: Lolium perenne
Lineage: Eukaryota; Viridiplantae; Streptophyta; Magnoliopsida; Poales; Poaceae
Source: RefSeq, a predicted model, not a curated record
AUGACUGGAAAGCAGCCGGAGCAGAGUAUCGUGCCGCCACGCGAAGGACGCGGCCCGCGCGGCCCAGAUCUGGCCCAAUCGGCUCGCGCCGCCAGGCGCGAAGCAGCGUGCCGCACCACGCCUGCCGACCUUCGCCGCCCCGCCUGGAACCACCACCUCCCGGACCACCACCGCGCCGACGCCCGCUGGGCGAGGCCGGCUUCACCCGCACCGGCACCCGCUAGGCGCGGCAGGCCAACGAACCUCACCGUGUCCACCACGAGCUCCCCCCACGCCCGCGCGCCGCCGUACUCCGCCGCCCCGCACGGAACCGCCGCGUCCCAACCCACCACCGCGUCGACGCCCGCUUGGGCAAGGCCGGUCUCACCCGCGCCGACGCCCGCUUGGGAAAGGCCGGCGAGAGCGCCCCAUCGCGUCCACCGCGAGCUCGCCCCAAGCCGCCACCGCGGCGAGGCCAGCGGCAGCGGCGGAGGAGGAGGGCCUUAG